This is a messenger RNA of Salvia miltiorrhiza (redroot sage), 1951 nucleotides long. Its product is annotated as receptor-like protein 44. The transcript is spliced from 2 exons. The record is from RefSeq and is a predicted model, not a curated record. Gene Ontology annotation, molecular function: protein binding. Bases 292 to 1098 code for a protein of 268 amino acids. Lineage: Eukaryota; Viridiplantae; Streptophyta; Magnoliopsida; Lamiales; Lamiaceae.
ACAUGUGACCUAUAUAUAUACACUAUACACCUCUAUAAUCAUCAAAUUAAUAUUCAUGACAUGCCAACACGCAUCUCCAUAUUCCUAUUUCAACACAAAAAUAAACACAAGAAAAAGAAAAAGGCAGGCUAGUAAUUACAUUUGAUUACUCCUCCACUUGGUAUUGUAUUGCAUAGUGUAUACCCCUCCAACAUUAACACCAUUAUCUUAAUCACCACCAUCAUCAUCCUCUAAACCGCUCUGCCAUUUCAACAAACACUUGGCGUGCAUCUUAUAUGUGUUGGAAAUAGAAUGAUGGGCAUUAUUUGGGGCUGGGUGGCCGCCGCGCUCCUCUUCUCCGCCGCCGCCGCCGAUCCCAACGACGAGCGCUGCCUCACCCACCUCAGCCAGUCGCUGCAGGAUCCCCUCAGGAAUCUCCAGAACUGGACCAAGGACACCUUCGCCAGCCCUUGCCAGGGAUUCACCUCCUUCCUCGAGGGCGCCACCUGCAACAACGGCCGCAUCUACAAGCUCUCUCUCUCUAACCUCUCUCUCAAGGGCUCCAUCUCCCCCUUCCUCUCCAACUGCACCAAUCUGCAAGCCCUCGACCUCUCCUCCAACCAGCUCUCCGGCCCCAUCCCGCCCGACCUCCAGUAUCUCGUCAACCUCGCCGUCCUCAAUCUCUCCGCCAACCACCUCUCCGGCGACAUCCCGCAGCAAUUGGCCCUCUGCGCUUACCUCAACGUCAUCGAUCUCCACGAUAACCAGCUCUCCGGCCUAAUUCCGCAGCAGCUAGGGCUUCUGGUGAGGCUCUCUGUCUUCGAUGUCUCCAAUAACAAACUCUCCGGCCCCAUUCCCUCCUCCCUCGGGAACCGGAGCGGUAACCUGCCCCGCUUCAAUGCGAGCUCCUACGCGGGGAAUAAGGGCCUCUAUGGCUACCCCUUGCCGCCGAUGAAGAGCAGCGGCCUCUCCGUUCUGGCCAUCGUCGGGAUCGGGCUCGGCAGCGGCCUUCUCAGCUUGGUCCUCAGCUUCACCGCCGUCUGCGUUUGGUUGAGAGUCACCGAUAAGAAAUCGGAAAACGAUGAAGGCAAGAUCAGCCAGCUUAUGCCCGAUUAUUGAGAUCGUCAUUCAUUAAUUGCUCGGAGAUUAUUUAAUUUUGCAGUACAAAUAUGUAAAGAAAUGAAUGAAUUUUGGAGUUUUGAAUCCGUGUGUCGGAAAAGUAAAUUUGUUGGCGUGCGAAAGGAAAUGAAAUGCACAUGACAAUGAUGAAAAUAUGGAAAUGAUUUAGUGAAAUGCGCAAAACGACUUUCCGGCAUCGUUUACCAGAAAUGUUGGGUGGCUCCAUAAUUUAAGGUAAGAAGGCACCCACAGCUCGUGGCCCUUUUACUUAAUUACAUGGAAUCGAAAUAUCUGCUUUUUCCACUCUAUACAAAUUACUACCUUCUUUUCUUUUUCUUUUCAUUCUACCAAUUCUCAAAUCCAUCAUUCAUAUACAAGCUGAGUCCAACUUUGAAACCCAUUUUCUUGUUGCGACAUUCAGUCAACUCUUUUAUGAUAUCAUUUUUAUUGCUUCCUUGGGAUAUUUUUUAAGCUUAUCUGUUCCCUUUCUUUUUUAUUCGCUUUUUAAUACAAUGUAAUGUAAAUACAGGAAAUUUGGGGCCCAGUAUACAUGUAGAAGGGCAGGGGCUCAAGUAUAUAUUUCUUUUAAGUUUUUUUUUUUUAAUGGUUUAUUUGACCAUACGUGACAAGAUUGGGUGAAGUUGGUACAUUGGAUUUGGAAAUAGGAGGGGUGAGCAACAUCCAAUCGAAAUUGAAAUUCGGUGGCAGGGGAAUUAGGGUUGGUUUUGAUGUCAUUUUGAGUUGGGUUCCAUUUUUUAUUUGUAUGUGAAAUCAAAAUGUAGAUUCGGCCGGUUUAGUUUAUUGAUGUAAUUUGCUUUAUAAUUUUCAAUUAUAAAUUUUUAAAGUUUAUAUA